UGAAUGACACGCUUGCAUCAUGACCGUGGAGGAUGUUGUCCACGUUCCCGCGAGCUGCUGAGUGGGCGGCGCCACAUUUCUGCAGUGCUUUUUGUUGGCGAGGAGGAGGAGGAGGAGGAGGAUGAAGAUGUGCAAGAUGGCAGCAGAGUUGUGCAAGAUGAAGAUGUGCAAGAUGGCAGCAGACUUCUGCAAGAUGAAGGAUGACGUGUUGCGGUGCAAUUUGUGAAUGAGCUCGAGACCCCCAGCCUGCACGGUGAUGAGGACCACCGGGGGGCGGACGAUGCUCGGUGCUCUGCUGGCAUGCCGCGCGGCGCUUGAUGGAAUGCGAGCCGAGUGACGCCGACAAUGGCCGAGGAGGAGGACGAGGCGCCGCCGAGCGUGGACAUCGACCCGGACUUCGAGCCCCAGAAGCGGCCGCGCUCGUGCACUUGGCCGCUGCCGCGUCCGGACUGUGGCGCGGGGAAAGCGGGGGCGAAUGACGUCAUCCCGGAGGAAGAGGAUGACGAGGAGGGAGGCGGCGCGGGGAGUGGCGAGACCCCGCGGGGGGACGACGGCGCGCUCGCCCCGCGGCCGCCGGAGCUCCGGGGCGACGAGGCCGGGGAGGGCUCGCCUUCCUCGGCUCAGCUCGCACCGGCGGCGGCGGCUCCGCAGCAGGCGAGGAAGUGUUCAGCCCGCAGGAACGCGUGGGGGAAUUACUCGUACGCGGACCUGAUCACGCAGGCCAUCGAGUCUUCCCCCGACAGCAGACUGACGCUGUCCCAGAUCUACGACUGGAUGGUCCGCUCCGUGCCCUACUUCAAGGACAAGGGCGACAGCAACAGCUCGGCCGGGUGGAAGAAUUCCAUCCGGCACAAUCUGUCCCUCCACAGCCGCUUCGUCAAAGUCCAGAACGAAGGCACGGGCAAGAGCUCAUGGUGGAUGGUCAACCCGGACGGCGGCAAAGGGGGCAAAGCGCCGCGGCGCCGCGCCGUCUCCAUGGACAACAGUAAGUACAUCAAGGGCGCCCGGGGCCGCGCCACCAAGAAGAAGGCCUCGCUGCAGGCCGCCCAGGACGGCAGCUCCGAGAGCCUCUCCAAGUGGACGGGGAGUCCCACCUCCCGGAGCAGCGACGAACUGGACGCCUGGACCGACUUCCGCUCGCGGACCAACUCCAACGCCAGCACGCUGAGCGGCCGCUUGUCGCCCAUCCUGGCCAACUUGGAGCUGGACGAGGUCCCCGCCGACAGCUCCCCCCUGUCCCCCAUGUUGUACUCCAGCCCCAGCAGCAUGUCGCCGUCCACCGUGCCCGCCGGCCUCUCCGACCUGGCGGGGACCAUGAACCUCAACGACGGUCUGUCCGACAACCUGAUGGACAACCUUUUGGACAACAUCAGCCUGACGGCGGCGCAGCAGCCUCCUCCCAGCGAGGACGACAAAGGUCAGGGAAGCUCCGUGUUCACUUUCAGCUGCUCGGGAGGCGGACUGGGCAGUCCGGUGGGGAGCUACGGUCCCAAUCCUCUCUUCAGCCCGCCGUCCAUCACCAGCCUGCGCCAGUCGCCCAUGCAGACCAUCCAGGAGAACAAGCAGACCACCUUCUCCUGCGCCCCGCACUUCAGCAACCACCAGACCCUGCAGGACCUCCUCAGCCUGGACCACAGCGACGUCAUGCUCACGCAGUCCGACCCGCUCAUGUCGCAGGCCAGCGCCGCCAUCGCCCUGCAGAACUCCCGCCGCAACGCCCUCCUGCUGCGCAAAGACCACGGCGGUGCCGGCCAAGCCCAAAACCCGCCCGCUUGGCAAGCCAACAACGGCGAGGCCAAGCACCUGAAGUCCCCCGGGAAGAACCAGGACCGCUUUCCCGCCGACUUGGACCUGGAGGUCUUUAACGGAAGCCUGGAGUGCGACAUGGACUCCAUCAUCCGGAACGAGCUGAUGGAGGCCGACUGCUUGGACCUCAGCUUCGACGCCGCCCACAAUGCCAACAUCAACCCGGGGGGCUUCUCCGGCGCCAAACAGACGUCGGCGCAGAACUGGGUCCAAAGCUGAGAGCUCCGGACACGACAUGGACUCAACUAGUGGAAGUUUGUUUAUGUCCUCUUAUUUUCACAUCCGACCUGGUGGACUUUGAAGGCUGCGUUCACACUCGUACUCGGGUUUAGAUCUUUGAAGGACCCUGGUGGACUUUGAAGGCUGCGUUCACACCGUACUCGGUUUUAGGUCCAACUUUUGACUCACUGCGCACUUUGGUUGGUUGGUUUAGUCUUCGCUCUGGUAUUUUUGGCACGGCACCAAAACCUGUGCAGUAAGUACUUAGGAAGUAAGGACUGGACUGGAUUGAGGUACCAACCUAAUUCCGUUACUCACCUAAAAUCUAAUAUUUUGAUACCUUUGCUGCACGUCUGGAACUUGGCGUAUUUGUAGCAAACCGCCUGUAACUAAUAUUACAAUCGUGGUAGGAAACUCUCAGAAGUAAGGCUCCAUUAGCUCAAAGCUCAUUUACAUUGGAUAUCCCAUAUACACGCUAAUGAUUAGCAUUAGCGAUUUUACAUGGCGAUUUCAACGCCCCCAAAUUUGUCAAUGGAAAUCGUGAAGUAAGUGCAAUAUUUACGGUGUCAACACUUUUGCCGGGUUCAACGUAAGACAAGACGUAAUGGCAAAGACUACUUCCUGACUACGGCAACACACUUAGGACAGACUGAAAUGAAUGCGUACUUGCAAAUGACACUCAGAAGUGUACGGAAAUAAGAUAAAACUGGACUAGGGACGGGUAUGUAAGGACUGGACUGAAUCGAAGUACCGACCUAAUUUCCUUACUCACGUAAAAUCUAAUAUUUUGAUACCUUACGUCCGGUUGUAGAGUCGGAACUUGGCGUAUUUGUAGCAAACCGCCUGCAACUAACGUUACAAUCGUGGUAGAAAACGCUCAGAAGUAAGGCUCCAUUAGCUCAAAACUCAUUUACAUUGGAUAUCCCAUAUACACGCUAAUGAUUAGCAUUAGCGAUUUUACAUGGCAAUUCCAACGCCCCCAAAUUUGUCAAUGAAUACUGUGUAGUAAGUGUAAUAUUUACAGUAUAAACACUUUGUCGGGUUCAACAUAAGACAAAACGUAAUGGCAAAGACUACUUCCUGACUACGGCAACACACUUAGGACAGACUGAAAUGUAUGCGUACUUGCAAAUGAUACUCAGAAGCGUAGGAAAAUAAGCAAUAACUGGAGAAAUUCAGCAGUCGAUCCGUCAAAAUACAAAAAUAUGACGGGGACAGAAAAUAUGAUAUGACAUAAAACCGAUAA
Messenger RNA from Nerophis lumbriciformis (worm pipefish), 3271 nucleotides. It is a transcript of the gene foxo3a, whose product is annotated as forkhead box O3A. The record is from RefSeq and is a predicted model, not a curated record. Gene Ontology annotation, cellular component: mitochondrial matrix; nucleus. Gene Ontology annotation, biological process: regulation of transcription by RNA polymerase II. Lineage: Eukaryota; Metazoa; Chordata; Actinopteri; Syngnathiformes; Syngnathidae. Gene Ontology annotation, molecular function: RNA polymerase II cis-regulatory region sequence-specific DNA binding; DNA-binding transcription factor activity, RNA polymerase II-specific.